CUCUGUACUUAAGAUUCUUCCUCUUCUGAUAUUCAGCCUUCAGACAUGGACAUUCCCUGCUGAUUAAAUCUUAAAUCUAACUGGAGCGCUGAAGAAACACAUUACACAAAGAGCUCUGUGGCCAGAUUUAUGACAAACAAAUAUAAAGAAAUAAGUUCUGUUUAAUAUCUAUAGAUAUCUCAACAUCAAAUAAGCCAAAUGGGUGAAGAAAACGUGAGAAAAAGAAAGGGAGAGACUAACAGGGAAAGAGAUGAACAAUCCAUCCAAAGUAAAGAGUCCAAAACUAUGAAUCUUCAGAAAGAGGUGGGCCUGAUCAGUGGGAUCUGCGUUAUUGUUGGUACAGUUAUUGGCUCAGGCAUCUUUAUUUCUCCAAAGUCGGUACUUGCCAAUGUUGGAGCUGUGGGGCCUUGUUUAGUCAUCUGGGCAGCCUGCGGAAUUCUUUCUACAUUAGGUGCGCUAUGUUAUGCUGAGCUAGGCACAAUGAUCGCAAAAUCAGGGGGAGAAUAUCCUUACCUUAUGGAAGCAUUUGGUCCUAUUCCAGCAUAUUUGUUUUCCUGGACUAGUUUAUUGGUCAUCAAACCCAGUUCAUUUGCUAUCAUUUGUCUCAGCUUCGCAGAAUAUGCUUCAGCUCCUUUUUAUCCAGGCUGUGAUCCACCCGUAGUAGUCAUUAAGUGUCUUGCAGCAGCUGCCAUUGUGAUUAUUACCACAGUGAAUUCGCUGAGUGUGAAGUUGGGGAGCUAUGUUCAGAAUUUUUUCACUGCUGCUAAAAUGAUCAUUGUCAUAAUCAUUAUUGUAAGUGGAAUUGUUCUCCUUGCACAAGGAAAAACAGAAAAUUUUAAAAACUCUUUCAAUGAUGCUAAAAUUUCUGCUGGUUCUAUCAGUUUGGCAUUUUAUAAUGGACUCUGGGCCUAUGAUGGAUGGAAUCAACUCAAUUACAUUACAGAAGAACUUAAAAAUCCUUACAGAAAUCUACCACUUUCUAUAAUCAUUGGAAUCCCAUUGGUUUCAGUUUGCUAUGUUCUGAUUAAUAUUUCAUAUUUCACAAUAAUGACUUCAACAGAACUUCUGCAGUCCCAGGCGGUCGCUGUGACAUUUGGUGAUCGGGUCCUUUAUCCAGCUUCUUGGAUAGUUCCUCUCUUUGUGGCCUUUUCUACAAUUGGAGCAGCCAAUGGGACCUGUUUUACUGCUGGAAGACUUGUUUAUGUAGCAGGUCGUGAAGGGCACAUGCUAAAGGUGCUGUCUUACAUUAGUGUUAAACGUUUCACCCCAGCACCUGCUAUCAUAUUUUAUGGUGCCAUUGCUAUUAUUUAUAUCAUCCCUGGAGACAUUAAUACACUCAUAAACUACUUUAGUUUUGCCGUCUGGAUAUUUUAUGGUUUGACUGUAUUUGCACUCAUAGUUAUGAGAUUUACAAGAAAAGAGCUCAAAAGACCAAUCAAGAUACCUAUCGUCAUUCCCAUCUUAGUGACAAUAGUCUCCAUUUUACUAGUUUUGGCACCAAUCAUCAGUGAACCUGAAUGGGCAUAUCUCUACUGUGUUUUAUUUAUGCUUGGAGGACUUAUAUUUUAUGUCCUUUUCAUUCAUUUUAAAUUCAACUGGGCUCAAAAAAUAUCAAGGCCCAUCACCAUGUACCUUCAGAUGCUUCUAGAAGUUGUUCCACCAGAGAAAGUUCCUGAAUAAAAAGAUUUGAUUUCCAGUAGUCUAUUUUUAAGUACUAUAAUGUUUGUGAGGCAGCUUGAAUAGUUUAAAUGUUUAUGCUUGCUAAAUUCAGACUUUUUCAUCCUGAUGUGCCGUUUUAUUUUUGCAACAAUUAUAAUUUAUAAGUAUGUUUUCAAUAUUAUCUUAAGAACAUGAUAAACAGACGUUUUCUGUGCAUGGAA
Molecule: messenger RNA, 1880 nt
Organism: Chrysemys picta bellii (western painted turtle)
Lineage: Eukaryota; Metazoa; Chordata; Testudines; Emydidae
Gene: SLC7A9
Product: solute carrier family 7 member 9
Biological process (GO): amino acid transmembrane transport; L-cystine transport
Cellular component (GO): membrane
Molecular function (GO): L-cystine transmembrane transporter activity; neutral L-amino acid transmembrane transporter activity
Source: RefSeq, a predicted model, not a curated record